Abrus precatorius (Indian licorice) is the source of this 1611-nucleotide messenger RNA. RefSeq names its product protein DETOXIFICATION 49-like. Gene Ontology annotation, molecular function: antiporter activity; xenobiotic transmembrane transporter activity. Gene Ontology annotation, cellular component: membrane. Lineage: Eukaryota; Viridiplantae; Streptophyta; Magnoliopsida; Fabales; Fabaceae. Gene Ontology annotation, biological process: xenobiotic detoxification by transmembrane export across the plasma membrane. Bases 1 to 1611 code for a protein of 536 amino acids. The transcript has a single exon. The record is from RefSeq and is a predicted model, not a curated record.
AUGCCCCAGUUACCCUCUAGCUCAACUUUCUCUGAAAGGAAUGAGGGCCACCCAAAUGUAUGGAGAACCCAAGUACAGGAAGAGCCCAACAUGUUCACCACUUUGAUCCCAAAAUCCCCAACAAGAUGUCAACGUAACAUCCAUUUGUCUCUGGCCCUCAAUGAAGCCAAGUGCAUGGCGAACAUAUCAUUCCCUAUGAUCUUAACCGGUCUUUUACUCUAUUCUCGUUCCAUGAUCUCCAUGCUCUUCCUGGGUCACCUCGGUGAACUCGCUCUCGCCGGUGGCUCUUUAGCCAUUGGAUUCGCCAACAUCACUGGUUACUCUGUUCUCUCUGGCCUCGCCAUGGGGAUGGAACCCAUCUGCGGCCAAGCCUUCGGUGCCAAAAGAUUAAAACUUCUCGGCCUCACCGUGCAGAGAACCGUGCUUCUUCUUCUCCUAACUUCACUUUUCAUCUCCUUCCUAUGGCUCAACAUGAAGAAACUAUUGCUCUUGUGUGGUCAAGAACAGGAUAUCGCCAACGAAGCCCAAUUCUAUAUACUCUAUUCUCUCCCUGAUCUCAUAGCACAAUCGCUGCUACACCCUUUGAGAAUCUACCUUCGAACCCAAUCAAUAACCCUUCCACUCACAUGCUGUGCCGCGCUCUCUAUCGUUCUCCACGUUCCCAUUAAUUACCUCCUCGUGUCUGUUCUCAAGCUUGGAAUCAAAGGUGUCGCUUUAAGCGCUGUUUGGACGAAUUUCAACCUCGUGGGAUCGUUGAUUAUCUACAUCUUGCUUUCGGGAACACACAAGAAAACGUGGCCUAGUGUUUCUUGGGGAUGCUUAAAGGGGUUUAAGACACUCAUGAAUCUCGCGAUUCCGAGCUGCAUUUCGGUUUGUCUCGAAUGGUGGUGGUACGAGAUCAUGAUUUUGCUUUGUGGGUUAUUGGUUAAUCCACAUGCAAGUGUUGCAUCAAUGGGGGUUUUGAUUCAAACGACGGCGUUGAUAUACAUUUUUCCGUCUUCUUUGAGCUUUGGGGUGUCAACGAGGGUUGGGAACGAGUUGGGUGCAGGGAAUCCCGAGAAAGCGAAGCUCGCGGCGAUUGUGGGACUCUGUUUCAGCUUCGUUUUGGGGUUCUGUGCUUUGACGUUUGCCGUUUCCGUGAGAAAGGUUUGGGCUUGUAUGUUCACGCAGGAUGAAGAGAUAAUUGCGUUGACGUGUAUGGUGUUACCGAUUAUUGGGCUUUGUGAAUUAGGGAACUGUCCACAAACGACGGUUUGUGGCGUUCUGAGGGGAACGGCAAGACCCAAAUUGGGAGCAAACAUAAACUUGGUGUGUUUCUAUCUGGUGGGAAUGCCAGUUGCAGUAUGGUUGGGUUUCUUUGCGGGAUUUGACUUCAAAGGGUUGUGGGUGGGUUUGUUGGCAGCGCAAGGGUCUUGUAUGAUGACAAUGAUGCUGGUGUUGGCACGGACAAAUUGGGAUGGUCAAGCACAAAGAGCCAAGGAUCUCACAUCAUCUGAUCCUAGUGAAGACUAUAAAGUAGAGGAUCAUGAAGAGGAACUCAAAUACGAGCAAAAUGACAAGUGCUUUUUGGGUUCAUGUGCCACCAAAGAUGCCUCUCAUUUUCUUGUUUGA